AUGGCGCAGCCGCAGUCCGUCGCGCGGGGCCUCGGCCAGCACACGGGCAUGGAGCCCGUGCUCAGCCUGCUCGGCAUCGGCCCCUCGGGCCGCGCCCUGGGCAUGCAGGCGGGUUUGGUCGCCGCGUCGGGCGGCGCCCUUCUCCAGGCCCUCACGAUCACGGCGGCCUGCGCCAAGAGCGAGUGGGGCGUCGGCGAGUCGCGGGGCGCGCGCCUGUCGACGGGCGUCAUCGUCGGGCAGAUCGUCGGCGCGGUUUUAUGGGCGGCGACCGCGGACGUCGUCGGCCGCAAGGAGGCGUGCUGCCUGAGCUGCGUCGUCGGCGCGGGCGGCGCGGUCGUCUGCGCGUUCGCGGCGAGCUUCGACGUGCUCGUCGUCGCGUCGGCCGUCGUCGGCGUCGCCGUCGCCGGCACGACGCUCGGGCCCUACGUGCUCGCCGUCGAGCGCGCGCCCGCGGCGAGCCGCGGCGCGUUCGCGACGACCCUGGCGCUCUUCGCCGCGCUCGGGUCCGCGGGCGCGGCGCUGGCCCACGCGCUCAUCGCCGGCGGCGUCGACGUCGUCUCCGCCGUCGGCGCCUCCGACGGCGCGGCCGUCGGCGCGCAGUGGCGCGGCGUCUGCGCCGUCGUCGCGCUCGCGCCGUUCGGCGCCGCGGUGUCGUGCUCGAAGCGCCUGCCCGAGUCGCUGCGCUGGCUCGUCCAGCGGCGGCGCUUCGCCGCCGCGCGCCGCGAGCUCGACCGGGCCGCCGCGGCGAACUUCGCGGGCGCGGCCGGUAGGCGCCGCGACGUCCUCUCUGUCUUCGACGCGGCCGCGCGCGCGCCGCGGCCCGCGGACGCGGCGCCGCGCGCGGCCGCGUGCCGCGUCGCGCGGUCCGCGGCGUCCGUCGCGUCGCUCUGCGCCUGCGGGCUCGAGUUCCUCCUCGCCUUUGGGUUCUUUUCCGUAUUGUCCCUCGUGCGCCUCGAGUUCGACGCCGACGGCCGCGCGGCCGCGUCCGCGUUCUACGCGACCCCGCGGCGCCUCGACGCCGCGGAGCCCUGCGCGGCCGUCGACUACGGCAUCGUCGCGUCGGCGCUCCUGUCCGAGGUGCUCGGGGCGUUGGCCGCGCGGCACCUCGUCGACCGCCUCGGCCGGCGGCUCACGCUCGCGGCGUGCUUCGCGCUCGCGGCGCUCGGCGUGCUCGCGCUCGCGGCGCCGGAGUACGUCGCGAGCCUGGACCCGCUGAGCCGCGACGCGCUCGUCGUCGCCAUGAUGACGUCGCGCGGCGCGCUCUACGGCGCCGACGCCGUCGCGACGGUUUUUGUCGCGGAGAUGCACGGCACCGAGUCCCGCUUCGCCGCGCUCGCGGUCGCGUACGCGGCCGCGCGCCUCGGCGGCCUCGUGUCCGCGUCCUGGGUCGUGUCGCCGAACCCGCUGUCCACCGUGUCGCUCCUCGUGACCCUCGUCAACGUCUCCGCGGCCUGGGCCGCGCUCGCGAUGCCCUCGGAGACGGCGCUCGCGCCGCUCGACGGCGCGGAGCCGCCGCCGCCCAAGCUGCCGCCGCCCCAGGCGCCGGCGCCGCCGGCGCCGCCCGUGGCCGCCGCCGUGCCCGCGGCGGCGGCGGCGAACCCCUUCGACGACGACGUCCUCCGCGACGCCGCGCCGUCGCCGCCGCCCCAGGCGGUCGUCGACGGCGAGAAGACGCCCCUCCUCACCUAA
Aureococcus anophagefferens is the source of this 1689-nucleotide messenger RNA. RefSeq lists its product as hypothetical. Gene Ontology annotation, biological process: transmembrane transport. Gene Ontology annotation, molecular function: transmembrane transporter activity. The coding region runs from base 1 to 1689 and encodes 562 amino acids. The transcript has a single exon. NCBI's taxonomy places the organism in Eukaryota, Pelagophyceae, Pelagomonadales, Pelagomonadaceae. The record is from RefSeq and is a predicted model, not a curated record. Gene Ontology annotation, cellular component: membrane.